Saprolegnia diclina VS20 is the source of this 1351-nucleotide messenger RNA. RefSeq lists its product as hypothetical. Gene Ontology annotation, molecular function: protein binding. NCBI's taxonomy places the organism in Eukaryota, Oomycota, Saprolegniomycetes, Saprolegniales, Saprolegniaceae. The coding region runs from base 52 to 1011 and encodes 319 amino acids. The transcript is spliced from 4 exons. The record is from RefSeq and is a predicted model, not a curated record.
GUUUGCACCAAAUUUGUCGGAAACCGUCAAUCGCAGAUCGAAAGGUCGUGCAUGGCGGACCUUCUGGGUAAGCUCGAAGAGGCCAAGCAGACGGGGCUGCUGCACCUCGUGCAGCUCAACCUGCGCGCUGUGCCGAGUGACCUCUUCCGCCUCAACUUUUCGGCCUUGUACCGGUUGGAUCUUGGCUUCAACCACGUUCGCGUCCUCCCAGACGCGAUCGGGCAGCUCGCUGCGCUCGAAUUUCUUUGGCUCAACGACAACCCGUUGCAGUCGAUCCCACCUUCGAUCCACAAGUGCGUUAAGCUGCAGGUCCUCGACCUCAAUCGCACUGAGCUGCGCGACUUGCCGUGCGAGCUCGGCCGCAUGCAGCACCUCAUCGUCCUGGACCUUGACCGCGUCCCGCUGGCCGCCAAGCUGCUUGCUGCGACGCAGGUCGUUGGCAAGAGCGAGAAGCAGGCGCAAGCCGUGUGCGCGAGCGUGCUGCGCUAUCUACAUCGAAAGGACGUCCGGCGCCAGCAAAAGCAAAUUCUGUUUGAAAAACUCAAAGACGGGCCGUACCGCGAAAGCGCCGAUACGAACGACGGCAUGGAGCGCAUUCACCGCCUCAUGAAGCGCGCGAUCAAAGAGUUUCCGACCGAAGACGACGUCCAGAGUCUGAUCCGCAACCUGGAGCGUCUAUUUCCACCCAACUUGAUCACGGCCAGCGACCACCCUUCGGCGACAGCGACCGCGAUGCGCGCGCACUUUGUACAGCUCAAGCAAGACAACCAGAAGAAGAAACUGGCGGCCGAGCUUGAGCUCAAGAUCCGCAACAUUUACUUUGACCGGAUCGAUCCCGUGGCCGUCGAGCCCAUGGUGCUGUCGAUCUACACAGAGAUCAAGUCGCUCAAGGACAUCAAAUUUCUCAUUCGAUAUGCCACAAGCUUGUUCCCGCCGACCGCAGCCGAAGUCGACGGCGCCGAGCUUCGCGAUCGGCUCGCCGCUCUUCAAGACGAAAUGGCCCGGUACUGAAUACGGCAAUUCUCCGAGUGGGAACGUAUGUGCUGUAGCGAGCGGCAAAAUGCCAUCGACAAGGUGUUUGUGGCCGUCACGGGUAUCUACAGCGACGUCGAGCCCGACAAGAUCCGCGCGCUCAUUGACCAAGUCGUACCGCUCUUCAAGAACGUCAAAGACCUCAAGACCUUGGCCGCGGACGCCGCGCUGCACUUUCCAAGCGAAUUCCUCAACGCGGUCGCUGCCGACAUCAAGCAGAGCUUUGUUCGCAAAGCCCACGGCGCCGCCGAUAUGGACAAGACCCUUUCAAUGACCAAAACGUGAUCGAGUAAAAGCAUAAUACGACUCGUUUAACGCA